UCCCCCCCCCCCCCCCCCCCCCAGUCAUAUUACGCACAACGCUCAAAAUCGAGAGAGUGCAAGCAAAAGCAAGAAUUUGAGUCAGAACCAUGAAAAGGAUCAACAGCUCAGGAGACCCUUCUGCUCAGUUGGUCUCUCUCCAGUCAACGAAAGAGGAGAAAGGAAGGAAGAAGGCCCAAAUCUACAGUAGGGAGUUUCAAGCAAUGCUGGACAGUUUGGACCGGGAAGAGUGCGGGGACGAGCUCGGGCCGGUCGGGGACAAGAAGCGGCGGCUCAGCUUGCAUCAGGUGAAGGCGCUGGAGAAGAACUUCGAGAUCGAGAACAAGCUGGAGCCCGACAGGAAGGCCAAGCUAGCCGAAGAGUUGGGGCUGCAGCCGCGGCAGGUCGCGAUUUGGUUCCAGAACCGGCGUGCCCGUAACAAGACCAAGCAACUGGAGAGGGAUUACAGCAUCCUGCAAGCAAAUUACGAUUCCCUCAAGCUCGAUUACGACAAUCUCGAGCAAGAGAAAGAAGCUCUUGAUGCGGAGUUGAGAGAGCUAAAACUAAAGCUCCAUCAACGAAAUGUGGGCGGACAUGAUUCCAGUUCAGUUCCUGCAGAAGACUCGCCGGUUUCUGAUUCCGCGAACAAUGCAUCAGUCAGUGACUACAACGCUAUCGGGAUUAUGCCUGAACCCUUCGGCAAGAUAAAGGAAGAGGACCCGAACUCGAACCCGGGAGAGCCUUUUGUUUCGAGCUCGUCUUUCUGCAAUCCUCCAGCACACCAGAUGCUCAGCUGGAUUCAGUUCUCGGGUCUGAGGUCGAUGAAGAUGGAUGAGCAGCAGGGAUUUGAGGGCGCAGAGGAGUCCUGCGAUAUCUUCUCAGUGGACCAAGCUCCUACCCGGCACUGGUACUUCCCAUAGCAGCAACCGAAAAGUCCCCCGUGGUUUCACUUUCACCUGAUGUUAUCGAUGAAAAAUCAUCUGUAAAAUCUCGUAGUACUGCCCUGUAUGGGAAUAAUUUGCCAAUUCAAAGGUGACAUGGAUCUUAUGUGGGAGUUGCAAGUCCUGCAAAUUGUCCUAGAUAUUAGAUCUCAAUGUUACUAUAGAUCAACAUCGUCUCUUCCGAGCAAUUUUGACGAACUGCUGGACAAUUCUCUGAA
Punica granatum (pomegranate) is the source of this 1138-nucleotide messenger RNA. Lineage: Eukaryota; Viridiplantae; Streptophyta; Magnoliopsida; Myrtales; Lythraceae. The record is from RefSeq and is a predicted model, not a curated record.